UGAAUGCUAAUUUUCUCUUCUACGUGUAUACAAUUGUUAACGUAGAACAGGUGACCGUUAAAACAUUUAGACACGAAGCAUUUGAAAGACUCUGUGCAAUAAGACUCCGCGCUGUUAUAUUCAAAAAAAUCUAAACAAAAUUGUACAGAUACUUAAACUGACCAGUAAAUUUAUGGACAGUUGUAUAAAUGAUGAUAGGCAAUUUGGUGAUCAUGAAACUCAGGAGUCAGAAGUGGAAGCUGAUCUUUACAGACAUUUCGUUUCCUGUAAGAAGAAUCCAGAUCAUAGAGAAUUUAUACCUAUAGAUAAAUUCACAUUGAAAGAUCUUCCAGAAAGUCAUCAAGAUAUUGAUUUGUAUGAAUACAUAAAAGCUACAGCUGAUUUAACAGUUAGAGUAAAUGUCGAAAAAAUUAGUCCAAACAGACCACAGUUUUGGCCGGAGACGUCUCGACCAUAUCCAUAUUAUAGUAUGUAUGGAUCAAGUAAGACUAGAACAGGGAGUGGAAGGGUAUGGUUUGUAACUAAAUUUCACAAUGGAGAGAGAAAAGAUGGAUAUUUUACAGGACACACUGAAUACACAAAGUGUUGGUGUUUAAACUGUUACAAUUCGAAAACACCAAGCCAUUUGUGGUGGGAGUUUAAUGUUGACACAGCCACACAUGUUGUUUUUGAUAAUUUUGAGGCCAACAACACAUCAUUAAGAUUUUUUUAUAAUAGAGAGGAAAACCCAGUUGUGAGUGUCAAAAAGAUCGCUCUCGAUUAUAAAAACAUUGAGCAUGACUGGUGUAGGUUGAAAUGUGUGACAUGUGAUGAGAUGUUAGGAAAUAAACUAAUGCAAAUAGAGAAACUUUAUAAGCAAGUCUGUGAGAAAGUCAGAGACAAAAACAUUAAUUCUAGAGAUAAUUACAAGUUAAACUUUAUAGUAUCACAUCCUCAUGGGUGUGCGAAACAUAUCAGUAUUGGUCAAUGGAAAGACAAAGAAAAAAUUGGCUACAGAACUAUGUUUACCUAUACGACUUCUACAUGUCCAGGAAGUAGUGGAGCCUUUGUGUACUGUCUGGGAUAUAAUGAGAGGUGGGGUUGGGCUGAUCUCUUCCACACAGGAACUUUGCAGUCUGGAUUGAAUCACAGUGGGUUUGGAUUUGUUUUGUGAAUUGUUAACCUUAUGAGCUUAUAUUCUAAUAGAAGAUUAUAAAGAUUUGUUUAUCACAUAUAAUAACACACAUUUUACUAACGGAAGUAAUAAUGGCAACAAAACAAUUAUUCUCCCAGGACUCUAUUAUCUCCUCAUCUUUUGCUGAAAUUUGGUCCAUGUCCAACAUCACAAUACAAAUGCAAAGGCAAUUUUGAUUGAUUUAAAAUAAAUUUGGUAUCUCUCUUCUCAGCAUAGUUGACAAAACAAUCGUUAGAGUUUAGAGUUUAUCCAGAGUCUUAUUGUGGAAUCAGGAGUGAUAGGUCCACAAGGUACACGAUAUCAUCUCUAGGAAUGCUGCAGUACAAAAGAAAAUCCAAGAGACACAGGUAUCAAUACAUCAUAUUUAAUGACCUGGGAAAAACCUAUGUCAGUAAGCAGAAAUGAUUUUUAGAAAUUGUUAAGAAAAAUAGGAAGCCGUUCCAAACAACUUUAGCUCUUUAAAUGUUUUCAUGAGGAUAAUAAAUGUAAAGUGACAUUUCAUGGUGCCAAAUCUGCACUUUAUUUAGGCCAGCAGCGGUGUUAAAUAUGGAUGUGUAUUCUGUUUGAAAUAUUCUUUUCCUGCCUGCUGCAUUAUACUUAAUAUGAAUUCAACGAAUGCGUAUUUUUCCAUACAAGAUCUUCAGAAAAAAAAAUUCAUGUAACCUGAUUGAGGGCGAGUAGCAAAGUUAAAAACGUUCUUAACAGGAAACUUCUCUUCGUUAAAAAUGCAGCUAUAGUUUAAAAUCUGCUACUCAGCUUCAGAGUCUGGUUGACAUACUAUCUUCUGCAUUUUAUAAAGUAGGCUUAAAUAUCAGUGAAAGGAAAACCAAAAUACUAGUUAAAAACACAAACAAUGCACCUCCUGAGACCAUUAAAGGUCAACCAAAUGAUAUUGUUGACUGUUUUGUUAAUCUUGGUUUCUUUUAUCUCUAAAGAUAUGUUACUAGAUAAAAACAACAACAGUAUAGCCAUUGGCAAUAGGCACCCUCUCACGGCUACUGAAAAGAGUGUGGAACAAAACCAAUGUCAAAGCAACAGCCUACUAGACCUCUAUGAUAAGCAUUCUGCAAUACGAUUAUGAAACAUUGAAAACCUACUUUGGCGAGAAAAAAAGCAGAAUAUCUUCGACCUCCGUAUUACAAAAAAGAAAAAAAAAACAAUGAAGAAGUGCUGAAAAGACCAGGGUACCGAAACAUUCCGCUGUUUUCAGAAGUAGACACUUUGGUUAACGUGGUUAUGGUCUGAGAAUGCCUAAGAGAAUACAGGAGAUCCGCUGGUCGCCCACCUUUACGGUAGGCCUUUACUUACUUAUGAAAAUGCGACAUGAAGAUCUUAAAAAAAAAAAAAAACAGCACUAACAAUUGUUAAAAAGAUGCACUGGAUAAAUUCACAUGGAGAGCCUACAUAAAGGAAAGGUCCUGGAUUCCAGAUGGUUGUGCACACCCAAGGUAGAAAGGAAAGUUAACUUUCUGCUACUAGUGAUUCCAGUAUAUAUAUAUAUAUAUAUAUAUAUACUAGCCUGACAUUACCAGCGGCCUGCGGGUCUAAGUUUGUGUUAACUAAUCUAGUGGAUUGGAUUUAGAUGUAUGUUAAACAUAGCUAAUGAUCUUUUAAAGUUUUUUCUCUUUCGCUACGAUAUCGCAUUGAUGCUAGUUUAUCCAACGCUUAAGGACUUAAGCUAGAACAACGUAAACUAUGACUGCAUCAGAGACCUGCUAUUCGUAGAUGAAUGUGCCUUAAAUGCAUCAAACGAAGAAGAUAUCUAAAAGAGCCUGUACCUCUUCGCCAACGCCUGCAAAAAACAAAAUUGGCCUCACCAUAAAUGUACAAAAAAAAAAACAAAAGGCUGCACCAACAUUUUCCAAAUAAAUUUGUCACAUAUCCAGACCUUCUUAUACAUGGCCAGAAAUGAGCAAACAUCAAAAGUUUGUCUAUCUGGGAAGUACCAUAUCAGGAAACGCCAACCUAGAUGACGAGGUAAACUUCAGUGUUGCUCGUGCCCAUAUUGCUUUUGGCAGACUUCAAGGACAAGUGUGGCAACUGAGAGGACUCAGCAUAUCCACAAAACUGAAAGUCUACAGUGCUGUAGUUCUUCUGACACUCUUAUAUGAAUUAGAAACCUUGACCUUAUAUUCCCGCCACAUCAAAAAGUUAAAUUUCUUCCAACUAAGCUGUCUUAGGAGUAUCCAUAAGAUGCUUUGGUCCAACCACAUACCAUACACACAAAUCUUAAAGCUGUCCAACAUGAACAGUAUCAAUGCAAAAGUAAAAAGGUGCAAACUUUGAUGGUCGGGACAUGUAGUCCGCAGGUAAGAAAAUCGCCUUCCCAAACGACUUCUGUGUGGGGAGUUGUCUGCGACAAAGCGCUCCCAGGGAGGCCAAUACACGCGCUAUAAAGACACUCUGAAGUACUCGUUCAAUGAGUGCGAUAUCGACAUUCACGGCUGGGAAGCACUAGCUCUCGAUCGCUCUUCAUGAGGUGAAGCUGUGAGUCUCGGAGUCUUGAAAUUUGAAUCAAGAACAGUGGCCAGGUCGAAAAAACGCUGAACCAACUAAAACCUGAGAGAAGAAGCAGACCUAUCUGCAACUGACCAUACCUACAAAUGCCGCAUAUGCAGCCGUCUUUUUAAACUGAGGAUUGGACUUAAAAGUCAUCUUCGAGUCCAUAGAAAACAAGAAACGUGCUAUUUUUUUUUAUUACGAAUUAGGAGCUAUAUAUACUUGUAUACUUUCUUAUUUAUUUGUAAAAAAUUAAAUGUGUAUUAUUUUUUAUUCACCUAGAAUGAACUUUCUUAUUUCGAUUUUUUUUUAAUUUGUACAUUCUAUUUUUAUUAGAUUCUUAAUGUAGUAUUAUAUAUCUGAUUCAAUAUCAUUUUAUUCAUUUUCUUUAUUUAUUUAGAGAAAAACCGCAAGUUCUAUUAAAGCUAGUUUUUUUUAAAUAUUUUUUUUUUCAAAAGAUCGCAAUCCACAUGAAAAGCACGAAAAUAAUAUUACACAAAGUCGUUAUUUUUAAGGCAUUAUUUCUUUCCCAAAAUACAAGCACCCACAUAGGGAAAUCGUGUCAUCUAUUUAUUAUGUGCUUAGUAAGAAAAAAUUUUUUUUUAAAAGAGCGAAAGGUUUAAAACAAUGUAAAGACUACUUUUUGACGUAACAUUUUUACUUGACUUAGACUUAAGUUCUCCCGCGCCGUUCGGCGCAUUGGGCGAAAACCAUUAUUUUUUUAUUAGCUAAGUAAAUAGUUCAUGUGUAUUAGCUGUGUAGAACAAUAAUGUACAUGUGUAUUAUACGUGUAGAUUGAAGAUUAAGAUUUUUGUGUGUAUUAUUUGCCUAAAACAUGAUUGUUCUGGUCUAUUAAAUGUGUAAAAAAGAUUGUUUAGGUUUACUAGCUGUGUAAAACAGAUAUUUUAUGUGAACUGACUGUUUAGACAUAUACACUUUUUCUCGUUCAAGUCACAUGAGUUCGUGUCACCAUGUUAUUUUUGUAUGGCAGUUUGGUGACAUAUAUAUUGUUAUAUUUUGUAGUCGUUAUGUUGGCACGUUCAUACCUCUUUCGUAAAGGUGAAAUUAACUCUCGAUGUAGCAGACACAAAUAUUAAGUUUAUAUAUAUAUAUAUAUAUUGUUAUAACCCUAGUGGCGGACUGUAAGGGUUAAUGUGUGUGCGUCCUACUGACACACAUGAUUCAGGCCAAUCACACAGGUCAAGGGCUGUUGAACAAGGGACAUUACGGCGAGUUCACGCAAAUUUGACCCAUGUUGCGGUCAUGUGAUCGAGAGCCUUCACGGACUAGCGACAGUGUGUAACAUAGAGUAGAGUCCAGGAGAGCAAGCCGUAAGGACUGUGUGCUACCAAGUCCUUGAAACUGUAGCUGUACGAGUCUAGAAGUAGAUAGAGAAAGACUUGUAGUGUUUAGUAGGCAGUUCUAUUGUACAAGAAAGCAUUUGAAUUUGAUGUGGCAAAUUGUGUUUUAUUGGCUUUUCAUGUGAUUGUAAAUAAACCUCUACCUUGUUUAUUGAA
Molecule: messenger RNA, 5190 nt
Organism: Biomphalaria glabrata
Lineage: Eukaryota; Metazoa; Mollusca; Gastropoda; Planorbidae
Exons: 3
Coding region: 173-1153 (326 amino acids)
Source: RefSeq, a predicted model, not a curated record